AUGUCUUGUGGAUGUCAAGCUAAUUCUAAUUUUUGUCCUUCAUUUACUCAAGAUGGAACGAAUGACUUGGAACGUGCUUAUUUAAUGGCUUCCACUGAUAUUGUUUUAGAGAAUAACACCUCAUCUAAAAAUUGCUUUGAUACUGAAAAGAAAACACUCCCAUUGUCUUUAUUUGAUAACCCAUCUUCUGUACUUGGAAAGAGAAAAGAAAUGACAAGUAAAGAAAAAAGGAAAAUACGUCCUAUUGACAGUAAAAAUCAAGGUAUUAUGACAAAUGAAUUAAAAGAAAACCAAAACUCAACUCAACCACAAGAAAAUAAUGGUGUAUUGGAAGAACAAGCAGAAGUAUGUUCAAUGCCUCACACUAAUGUCUGCUGUGAGGAACAAAACUCAAAAGAAGAAAUGAAAAAAUUAGAAGAAAACAAAAAGAUUGAUGGAAACCAAACUCAAACUACUUCAACUUCAAUUGAAGAAGAUGUGUCAAUGAAAGAAGAAGAUUUUGAAGAGGAUUUUAAAGAAUUAGCACAAUCAGAAAUACAUUUAUUUGAGCAAGCUUCAGCUAUAUUUUUAACAGCAUCUAAUAACAUUAAAUUAAAGAAAGAAAGUGGGAUUACUAAAGAUGAAUUAGAAGUAGUAAAACGUGCAUGUGAUGUUCUUGGAAGUGGGGUUGAAGAAUCAUCAAUAAACCAGGAAGAAUUAGAUAAAAUCUUUUUACAGAGUGAUUCUACAAUGUCAAAUAGUAGUGAAGAUUAUCAAUACCACAAAAAAAGGGAGGAAAAAAAACCAAAACGGAACCAAGGUUUAAACCGAGUUAAACGAGUUAUUAGCAUUCAUAAUAUUCUUCAACCUCAUUGA
Entamoeba nuttalli P19 is the source of this 855-nucleotide messenger RNA. RefSeq lists its product as hypothetical. The record is from RefSeq and is a predicted model, not a curated record. The transcript has a single exon. The coding region runs from base 1 to 855 and encodes 284 amino acids. Lineage: Eukaryota; Evosea; Mastigamoebida; Endamoebidae.